Elaeis guineensis (African oil palm) is the source of this 1744-nucleotide messenger RNA. The record is from RefSeq and is a predicted model, not a curated record. Lineage: Eukaryota; Viridiplantae; Streptophyta; Magnoliopsida; Arecales; Arecaceae.
UAUGUUUAUUUCAUUUUAGUAUUUUAUUUGACAUUUAUUUUUUUUCAUAUGAUGCAUAUAUUAUACUUUUGAUUAUUUUUUUCUAUAUUUUUUAAACGGCCAGGGACACGUGAGGACAAGAUGAGGACUCACACGAGCUAGGGAUGUGUGGCAGCUCAGGGAGGGUGAGAGAAUCAUAGUAACGUGCAACAAUUUAGGACAACCCAUUAAGAGAUCAGGAAGCUUAUUAUCUAGUUUCUUAGGAUCAACCCAUUUGUUUGACAGCUCUUAUUUAAAUUUUUUUUAGGUGAAAAUAAAAGGCAGAACAAAUUGCUACAUCCCGAUGCAUAUAAUUUUCAAAGUUCUGACAAAUUAAAAGAGAAAAUUUAGAUCUCCAUCUUAUUAAGGAGUGCAGUUUCUCUUGGAUACGUGACGGUCAUAUUUCUCUCAUGUACGGAGAAAUUAUAUCUUACACCAUGAGCAUCACAUUAGUGGUGCAGUGUAGGGAUAAAUGGAGAUAAUGUGUAUGAGAUGGCUAUCAGAGAUAAGUACAUGAUGAAUAGAGUUUACAGAAAUUGAGAUACAUGAUUGGUGUAGUGCAUCACCAUAUAGUACAAAAUAUAUUUUUUUAAUGUCGGACACCUCAUUCUGAUGAACAAAUGAUCAAAGCGUCACGUGCAACAUAUGGUCUUAGCUUGGAGAAAUUACACUCCAUUGCUGCACGCCAAGCCCAUCAUCUUAUCUCUCUCUUGUGGGUUCCAUUCAUUAUACAUUUGUCUCAAUGAUUAGCCACGAAAAGGAGAUGAGAUGAUUUGCACAUAAAGUCACCUACCUCCCUCGAACUGCUCUCAGUUAAGCAGGUCGAACUUGUUGGAGAUUCCUGGCUAUCUUUGAACAACAAUAAAAUGGCAACGUACUCCUUCCAAAUUACUAAAGCAAAGAUCAAGCAGAUACAAGCAAAGGAAUCGAGUCAAGUUUCAUCCUUUGAAAUCAUUUCAGCUCUAAUUUGGCAAUGCUUGGCGAAGAUUAGAAAAGAUAAAGAACCCACGUUGGUGACAAUUUGCAAGAAUGACCCUUUAGUAAAAAGAAGUGGGCUUCUUAGCAAUGAGCUAAAGAUAGGUACAGUUGUGUCGGACUUCUUUCCUUUCAAGGUUGCCGUCUCAGAGCUAGCAUCCAUGAUUGCUAAACAGCAAGUAAUUGGAACAAAGAUGAUCGAAGAUUUGGUGGAAGGAGAAAGUGAGACACCAAAUUUUAUUAUUUAUGGUGCAAAUCUAACUUUUAUUGACAUAGAAGGGGUUCCUUUGUAUGAGUUGGAGCUGAAGGAUCAAAAGCCCAUUCAUGUAGACUUCAGUAUUGAUGGUGUAGGUGAUGAAGGAGCAGUGCUGGUGCUUCAGUGUCCACAAAAAACUUAUGGCAGUGGUGGAAGUGGAGGAAAAAUGGUAAUGCUCAGUCUACCAUAAGAUCAGAUCUCUCCACUUCGGGAGGCACUGGAGAGUGCAUGGGGUAUUGCUUAAGAAGACAUGAGAAUUUUCUUUGUCCAAAAUAAAUGUAAAAUUCUCAAAAUGAAGGCACCAUAGGGAGGUGAAAGACAAGAUAGGCUGCCAGUCGUUGAUUAAUUAUUUAAGCAUGCUGGAUGAAUCAGUAGGGUUUAAUUUUGCUUGCAUAACAGGUUUUCAAGUUGUAAAGCUUCAAUAAAGAAAUCCUGGCCAUUGUCAAUGUAAUGCAUGUUUUAUGUUAAAUAUAAAUUAGAAGUGGUUUAUGUAAA